Messenger RNA from Chrysochloris asiatica (Cape golden mole), 1527 nucleotides. RefSeq names its product zinc finger protein 879 (gene ZNF879). The record is from RefSeq and is a predicted model, not a curated record. NCBI's taxonomy places the organism in Eukaryota, Metazoa, Chordata, Mammalia, Afrosoricida, Chrysochloridae. Gene Ontology annotation, cellular component: nucleus. Gene Ontology annotation, biological process: central nervous system development; regulation of transcription by RNA polymerase II. Bases 1 to 1527 code for a protein of 508 amino acids. Gene Ontology annotation, molecular function: RNA polymerase II cis-regulatory region sequence-specific DNA binding; DNA-binding transcription factor activity, RNA polymerase II-specific. The transcript has 4 exons.
AUGGGUUUUUCAUUACAGAAGUUUGUGAUGUUCAGGGAUGUGGCCGUGUUCUUCAGUCAGGAGGAGUGGUUACACCUGGACCCUGCUCAGAGGGCCCUGUACAGGGAUGUGAUGCUGGAGAACUACAGUAACCUGGUCUCACUGGGGAUUCCGUUUUCCAAACCAAAAGUCAUCUCCCAGUUACAACAAGGGGAAGACCCCUGGAUGGUGGAAAAAAGAGUUCCUCAAGGCUCCUGUCGAGGAUGGAAGAGCUUGCUUGAAACCACAGUUUCAGAAGGAGAAACUCAGGUAGUGAUAAUGAAAAAACUCCUUGAUGGUGGUCCUUUUAACUUCAAGUUGGGAAAAACGUACAUAUAUGAGGGCAAGUUAGAGAAGCAGCAAGGCAAAAGUAAACCUUUCAGGAAAGUCUUAGUUACCUUCAAGAAAACUUAUAUAAGAGAAAGAAGCUUUAAAGGUAGUGAAUUUGGGAAAAAUAUUGGUCUGAGGUCACCACUUAUAAGACCACCCAGAAUCGUAUCAAGAGGAAGGAAACCCUACUCACAACAGUAUUCAACUCUACUUAAACAACUUGGAAUCAACACAUGGCGUAAAUGUUAUAAAUGUAAUGUCUGUGGAAAAGUCUUCCUCCAUAGUUCUUCCCUGAGUAAGCAUCAAAGAAUCCAUACUGGAGAAAAGCUCUAUAAAUGUAAGGAAUGUAGGAAAGCUUUCAGCCAAAGCUCAUCCUUGACUCAGCACCUGAGAGUUCACACUGGAGAAAAACCUUUUAUAUGCAAUGAAUGUGGGAAAGCCUUCAGCUUCACCACAUCACUUAUUGGACAUCAAAGAAUGCAUACUGGAGAAAGACCCUAUAAAUGCAAAGAAUGUGGAAAAACCUUUAAAGGUAGUUCUUCUCUUAAUAAUCACCAGCGAAUUCAUACUGGAGAAAAGCCCUAUAAGUGUAAUGAAUGUGGGAGAGCCUUUAGUCAAUGCUCAUCUCUUAUUCAGCAUCAUAGAAUCCAUACUGGAGAGAAACCAUAUGAAUGUAAUCAGUGUGGAAAAGCCUUUACUUCGAUAUCACGGCUAAGUAGACACCAUAGAAUUCAUACUGGAGAGAAACCCUUUAACUGUAAUGAGUGUGGAAAAGUCUUUAGUUAUCACUCGGCCCUUAUUAUACAUCAGAGAACUCACACUGGUGAGAAACCUUAUGCAUGUAAAGAAUGUGGGAAAGCCUUCAGCCAAAGCUCAGCUCUUAUACAACAUCAGAGAAUUCACACUGGAGAAAAGCCCUACAAAUGUAAUGAAUGUGGAAAAGCAUUCUCCUGGAUUUCACGGCUCAAUAUACAUCAUAGAAUUCAUACUGGAGAGAAACCGUAUAAUUGUAAAGAAUGUGGGAAAGCUUUCAUGUGUGGGAAAGCGUUCAGACAAAGUUCAUCCCUUAUGACACAUAUGAGAAUUCAUACUGGAGAAAAGCCUUAUAAAUGUAAACAAUGUGGGAAAGCUUUUAGUCAGAGUUCAUCCCUUACUAAUCAUCAGAGGACUCACACUUGA